Gigantopelta aegis is the source of this 963-nucleotide messenger RNA. Its product is annotated as S-methylmethionine--homocysteine S-methyltransferase BHMT2-like. NCBI's taxonomy places the organism in Eukaryota, Metazoa, Mollusca, Gastropoda, Neomphalida, Peltospiridae. The coding region runs from base 110 to 436 and encodes 108 amino acids. The transcript has 2 exons. The record is from RefSeq and is a predicted model, not a curated record.
AACAACAUGAAUUCGAAUAUAUUUGAAUAAUUAAUGCUUGUUUGGCAUUGCUCAGGGUCCGAUUGCUGCACUUCCGGUUCCAUUCCGCACAUGCCCAGAACAUCCAACCAUGCAGUCUAUAAAUGACCCAGUUACAGGUGUGAUGGCGUUUCCAGUAGACCUGCCAGCUUAUGCCUGUAGCCGGACACAGAUUAGAGAGUUCGCGGAGGAGGCCAAGUCGAUUGGAAUUCAGUAUGUUGGUCUGUGUUGCGGUAAUGCAUCCCACUACUUGCGUGUUAUCGCCGAGGUGUACGGCCACAAGCCGCCAGCCAGUAGAUACGCUCCUGACAUGUCCCAGCACUACAUCUAUGGGACACCAUCAGGCCAUUCAAAAUAUUAUACGCAGGAGCUAAAGAAAAAUCUGAAUUGCAAUGGCCUUACAAAAGAAAUGAACUGACAGAAUAGGAUUUUGUUUUAUUGUAGUCUUAGUGUCAUCAUUUGAUAAUAUUAGAGGAACACGUAUUUACAAUAUAAUUAAUAGGCCAUCCAAAAGACAUCCUAUAUUUUCACCUUGUCUGCCCUGAGGAUAAAGACCUGCCCCGAUUAUGAAGACCUGGCUCGAGGAUAAAGGCCUUCCUCUAGGAUGAUAAAGGCCUUCCUCGAGGAUGAUAAAGGCCUUCCUCAAGUAUUAUAAAGGCCUUCCUCGGGGAUGAUAAAAGUCUGUCUCGAUGAUAAAGGUCUGUCUCGAGGAUAAAGGCCUGUUUCUAGGAUAAAGACCUGUUUCUAGGAUAAAGGCCUGCCUGGAAGAUAAAAGCAUGACCAGAUGAUAAAUGCCUGUCAUCUGAACCGUGGUAUUUUGUGUCCUGUGAAUGCAGGUCCAAACUGUGACAUAUCAGUUUAAACCUUUUUUUCUUUUUUUUUAAAUUUGUUCGCAUUGUAGAUCCAGCCAUGAAUACAUAAAAUAAAUAUAAUGUUGGAGUAUAA